Molecule: messenger RNA, 2151 nt
Organism: Dissoconium aciculare CBS 342.82
Lineage: Eukaryota; Fungi; Ascomycota; Dothideomycetes; Mycosphaerellales; Dissoconiaceae
Exons: 5
Coding region: 1-2151 (716 amino acids)
Molecular function (GO): ADP binding; protein binding
Source: RefSeq, a predicted model, not a curated record
AUGGCGAACGCGCAAUCGAGCCACAUCACCUUCGGCGACAGCAGCCACAGCGUUCAGGUCGGCGUGAACAACGGUCCGAUCCAUAUGACAACUGCGCGAUCUGUGACGCCAGUCGAACCCUCAUCCAACGUCCCGUUCCGACGCGACCCCGACUUCGUCGCGCGCGCAGAAGUGACCGCACAGAUUGCCUCCGCCCUGGCAGCACCGGCGGCACGGCUGGCGCUGGUGGGGCUCGGGGGUGUGGGUAAAUCGCAGAUCGCCAUCGAGUACUGUCAUCAUGUGCGCCAGACGUCGCCGGACACGUGGGUGCUGUGGAUACACGCGAGCAAUGCGGGACGAUACGAGCAGAGCGUGCGCGACGUUGCCGAGCUGGUGCGCAUCCCCGGGCGGUCAGAGCCCAAGGCGGACAUGCCUACGCUGUUUCGCAACUGGCUGCGCGAGAGAGCGACGAGGAAGUGGCUAAUCGUGCUCGACAAUGCCGACGAAGUAGACUUUCUCGUCGAGCGGACUGAUAGGAAGGCGUCUCUGUUGGAACUGCUGCCGGUACAUGACCAGGGCGCUGUGCUAAUCACAUCCAGAAGCAUGUCUGCGGCGGCGAGGCUUGUGGAACGAAGUGCUAUCGUGCCUGUCAUGCCUAUGAAUAAAGAGCAAGCGACGGCACUCCUGGAGAAGAAGCUCGGGCGAGGGAAAGACAAUAGAGCGCUCGCGGCGGCAUUAGACUAUAUGCCGUUAGCCAUGACGCAGGCGGCGGCCUACAUCCAGCAGCGUGGUAUGCGAUCGUCGAUCGCGAAGUAUCUGGAGAAGCUGCAGAAGAGCGAUCGGUUAAAGAAGAGCGUUCUCGACGAGGAUGCUGGCGAUCUGCGGCGGGACCCCGAGGCCAAGAAUGCGAUCAUUCUAACUUGGCAGAUCUCGUUCGAGCAUAUCCGUAAGGUACGGCAUUCGGCGGCAGAUUUGCUGUCGUUGAUGUGCUUCUGCGACCGGCAAGCGAUACCGAGCGUUCUACUACAGGUGUCAGACAAGGACGAAAGGAGGGACAGCAUCGCUCGAGAGCGGGCUGACGAUGGAGAGAGCACGAGUGGUAGUGGGUCCGAGGACUCGUCGCAAGCGGAAGAGGAGUUCGACAAGGACGUCGCUAUUCUUGAGGGGUUCGCUUUUGUGUCGAGCACGAUCGACAGCUCGACGUUCGAGAUGCAUCGCCUAGUGCAACUUGCGACCCGGCGAUGGCUAGACUCACAAGGGGAGGCGGAUCAUUGGAAGAAAGUGUUUGCUCGUAGUCUUGACGAUGCAUUCCCAUCGGGAGCCUACGAGAACUGGGAGAUGUGCCAAAAGCUAUUGCCGCACGCUAUUGCAGCAAUGAGUCUCAAAAUGAAAGAUCGCAACGCAUUGUUGCACAAAGCGUCUAUUUGCAAUCGUGGGGGGCUGUAUAUGAGAGAGCAAGGAUUAUUUAGCAGGUCGGAAGAGAUGUGCGAAUGUUCUAACAACAUACGACAGGACAUAUUGGGCGAGGAGGAUCCCUCAACGCUGACAAGCAUGGCCAACCUGGCGGCGACAUACCGGAACCAGGGGCGAUGGGGCGAGGCGGAGCAGCUGGAGGUGCGGGUGAUGGAGACGAGGACGAGGGAACGAUGGAGCGAGGCGGAGCAGCUGCAGGUACGGGUGAUGGAGACGAGGACGACGGUGCUCGGGCCGGAGCAUCCUGACACGCUGACGAGCACGGCCAAUCUCGCAGGGACGUACAGGGAGGAGGGCAAGUGGGGCGAGGCGGAGAAGUUGGAGGUGCAGCUGAUGGACAAGGGCGCCAACGUCAAAGCGCAGGAAGGCGAAUACGCCAACGCACUCCACGCUGCAUCAUCUAGUGGUCACGCAGAAGAAGGCCACCACGGCAACGCCCUCCAUGCUGCAUCAGCCGAGGGUCACGCAGAGGUGGUCAGGCUGCUGGUCGACAAGGGCGCCGACGUCCACGCGCAGGGGGGCCGCUACGGCACCGCCCUCCAGGCCGCAUUACAGAAAGACCACGUAGAGGUUGUUGGGCUGCUACUCGAGAAGGACGCCGAGGUGAGUUUGGAAGGCGACACAGAAUGGAUCACGGAUGACGAGGACGAGGACAAGGAAGACGAGAGCAUUAUCGCAAGUCGUGCCUAUCAAGGAUGA